Tachysurus fulvidraco (yellow catfish) is the source of this 2480-nucleotide messenger RNA. RefSeq names its product epithelial membrane protein 1 (gene emp1a). The record is from RefSeq and is a predicted model, not a curated record. Bases 610 to 1098 code for a protein of 162 amino acids. Gene Ontology annotation, cellular component: plasma membrane. The transcript is spliced from 5 exons. NCBI's taxonomy places the organism in Eukaryota, Metazoa, Chordata, Actinopteri, Siluriformes, Bagridae.
GGGAGGGAGGCAGGGAGGGAUGCAGGAAGGACAGAGCGACCGAUGUGAUGUGCUGAGAUGCGAGACUUUUUCUGAGAUGUUGGAUCCCCAACAAAUAAAAACAAGAAAUAUUUUCAGUGCGUAAAUCUCACGCAGGUAACGUUUUGAUAACGUUUACAUUAAUCUGCCGCACACAGGCGCGUGACGGAGCCACAUUUACUAAUAGCGGUGUUUUAAGGUGAUGUGAUUGUGAUUUCAAAGCAGUGCAAAACUCAGAAAAACGGAGAUCGUGCCUAGGGUGAUGUAAAGACUUCACUAAUCUGUAUUAAAAUCUGCAUGCAUUGGGCUGUCAAAUUCCGUGACGUCGCAAUAAUUGUGUGUGUUUAAUGCCUUUGGAUGGGCAGGUUAUAUGUGUUUAUAACGUGUUUCUGAAGCUUCUGGUGUGCUUUUCUAAUUACUCAAAAGCUGAUUAAAAACACAAGGAACAUCCCUUUAUUGUUGUGGGGAGAUCAUCCACUGAGAAAAGCUGACAGAUAGGUAAAAUAAAAUAAAAAGGUUAUGAUCAUAAAUACGUUUGUCCAGGACAAUGACGUGAAGAAGGGUUAAAACUCCACUUCAUCCUCUAAGAGUAUGUUUAAAGCUUUGAUUGGACUUUGCACCCUUCAUCUCACAACUAUCUUUUUACUUUUUUGGGCUACUAUUGAUGAUGCUUGGUGGUUUACAAGCACCAUGUACACAGACCUAUGGGGGAGAUGGGUAAUGGAGAGAAAUGAUGAUGUCUGGGUAUAUAUGGACAUACCAACAUCUUACAGAAAAGAUUACUUGCAGGCAGUGCAGGCCUUUGCAGUAUUGGCCUGUCUCUUUUCAGUCAUCUCCCUUUGUGUUUUCUUAUUUCAACUCUUUAUGCUGGUGAAAGGAAAGAGGUUUACAAUCGCUGGAGUUCUGCAGCUUAUGUCAUGCUUCUGUAUUACGGUCGCCCUGUCAGUCUACACGGAUCAUUUCCACAGAGAAGAGAAAGAUGGCUGGUAUGGCUGGUCAUAUAUAAUGGCUUGGUUUGGCUGGCUGCUCACGCUAAUCAACGGUACCAUCUAUGUAAUCCUGCGCAAGAAGGUGGAUUAAAUCGGGAAACUGUGUAAAGUGAAAAAAUAAAGCUAGUAAGGGCUAGUUUGCAAGAGUGAUCAUGCUGAUAGAUUCUUGUGAUUGUCACUUGCUGAUAGUCUAAUUAUCCAUUUGGAAUAGGAAUUUCUUUUGGUGUAUUUCCAGACUAUAAAGCUUUUUACCUGAGAAUUUGAAUUGCCAGAAAAGAUAAAGUUCAGGAAAAACAUUACUUGAAGCCUUGAUGUACUUGAGAUCUUCAGAUUUCCAAAUUAUCAAACUGUUAUAUUAUAUUGUAUAUAAAUUAUGGGUCACUGUACCAUGAACACUAUGCCCAUGUGCUAUACUGGAUAAAAUUAAGUUCUUUAGAAUUAAAAUGGAUUUUUUUUUAAAGAUUAGGCAAUUCAAGGCUUUAAUGGUCUGCUACUAUAAUGAUAGACUAAAAGUGAACUGAUUAUACAGAUUUUUCAGUCAUUGAAAUUAAUUCUGUGUGUAAUUAGGCUGACACAUGCACAUAAUUAACUUUGGCACACAGUUAAGUAUCAAAUACUUGACAUUGUUAAUCUGAUCUCUUCGUUUCUUGAUGCCCGCCACAUAUAGUGUGCUUUUUUGGGAGCGUGAUGAAGAUGCAGGAAUUUAAUAUGAAGUUCAUGGAAAAAAUGAAAAUUUAUUCUAUACAUAAGUCACAGGUGUGUAAAUAUAUAUAUUGCAAAGUAAAUAAUAUAUAGACAGACGCUGUAAAAUUAUAGUUUUGAACGAAUACUGAUAAAAAAACAUUUUGAAGAACAUUUGUUCAGUGCUACUUAUUUGUAUCACUUGUAAGUCCAUAUCAUAUUUAGAUUUUGUCCCAGCAUUUUACUUUUUACAUUUUUUUAAUGUAUUAUGCUUUCUUCUAUCUGCCAACAUACCACAGUAUACUGCACAAGUCUGGAAUCACGACCAACAGAAUUAGAAAAUUCACCUAUCUCCAUUUAUUGUCUGGUGCUGUAACAUUUUCUAUUUUAACUAGUAAAUGCAGUAAACAUAUCUGCAUUCAUCAAACCCUACAGAGGAAAACAUGUCAUCCCAAAUUAUAAAGGACUUGUGCUUUUACUGGUGUGGCUGUUACAUAUUAAGAGAACUGAUGUUAUGAAAACCUAUUAAACGUUCAUGUUAUUAUGCAGUAAAUCCUGACUAUUUGAAUGAUGGAAGGUUGCACCAUCCAGUUGGUUUAUAAGAAAUAAUUUCGAGGUUGUUAAUAUUUAAGGAAGAAUUACAAUAAUACUCAGUGAUGCUCCUGGAAAGCGGUUAAAGUAGUACAAUUAAAUUAGAUGAGUCAUGGAUGAACGUGUCUGGGAUCAGAAGUGUACAUUAUUGUUUAUCACAGGUCAUGUGGAAAAGGUUUGAUGAUGUAGAAAAUGUAAAUA